AUGCCUUUUAUUUCUUUUUCAGAUACAUCAUAUAGAAGUCUUUCAAUAGUUACACCGAAUAAUCCAAGCAAUAUAAUUUUACCAUUUUUCUUUUUUAGAAACACACAGAAAUCUAUUACAUUAGAAGAAAAUAUUAAAGAAUUAGGUGUUGGAGCAUUUGCAUGUUCAUCGCUCGAAACAAUCGUACUCAAUAAUAAAAUUGAGAUUAUCCCACCAUAUUGCUUUUAUAACUGCAUUAAUCUGACAAAUAUCUCUAAUUUUUGCUGCAGCACCAUUUCUGAAUAUUCUUUUUGUGAUUGUAAAAAGUUAAAUACAAUAUCUAGUUAUGCAUUCGAGAGUUCAUCUCUAAACCUUUCAAUCAUCGAUGCCGAAUAUAUUUGGGAUUACACUUUUUCAAAUACAAAGAUAAGAUAUGUGACUUUCACAGAUAAUGUUUUAUUUGUUGGAUUCAAAGCAUUCUAUAAUACAGUAAUUUAUCAACUAAAUUUAGGACAAUCAUUGAUAAAGUUUCCAUCCUAUAUUUUCUCUAAUUCUAAUAUUACAGAAUAUUCAAUCCCAAAUAAUAUCAAAUAUAUUGAAGAGGGUUGCUUUUGUGGGUGCAAAAAUCUAACAACAAUUAGAAAUCUCAUCAAUGUGGAUUACAUCGGUGAUAGAGCAUUUGAAGGUUGUACAUCAUUGACAUUAUCAAAUGGAUUAUAUUAUAUCGGAUUUGACGCAUUUUCUAACUGCAAUUUAGUAACAUCAAUGAAAAUUUCAAAUCACAUACAAACAAUCAAAACUGGAACUUUUUUCAAUUGUACAUCAUUAUCAUAUUUUUUAUUCCCUGAAUCAUUGAUUUCAAUUGAAGAUGAAGCAUUUUAUAAUUGCAUUUCAUUAGAGAUAACUAGAUUACCACCUUCUGUGUCGUUUAUCGGGACCAUGGCAUUUGGAAAUUGCAAAAUUUUUCAAUAUCAUUCCAUUUGUAAUUCUAAUGUUAAAUUUGAAUUUGAUGCAUUUUCGAACUCAUUCAUAGAAAUUAUAAACAUUUCUUCAGAAUAUAUUUUUAUUAAUUCUUAUGCAAUUAGUAAUUGUCCAUUUUUGCAUACUGUUAUAAUUGAUGCAAAUAAUGGAAUUAUAGAACAUAGUGCUUUCUAUAACUGUCCAAAUCUUACAUUUAUUGAUUUUAAAAGUUCAAAACUUACUUUGUGCAGCUAUUGUUUUUUCAAUCUUAAUAUAUCUUCAUUUACAUUUCCGAGUGGAUGUAUCAGUGAACCUUCAGUUUUUAAAAACUGUACUAAACUUAAAACUAUUACAUUUCAGAGCAAUCAGAGAUUCAGCCAUUAUUUGGAUUCUAUCCUCCAUAUUCCAGGACUUGAAAAAAUAUAUUUUGAUGACAACACAUGGUCAUCUUAUUUAUCCGAUGAUGAUUGUGAAACACUGAAAGGAGUUGAACUAUAUUACACAGGACAAGAGAAAACAGAUGAAAACUUUGAUGAUUUAUUUGCAUAUUCUAUUUAUAAGAAUCGCCUAAAAGUUCACGUACCAUAUACAUAUAUUCUUGAUACAUUUUGUGAUGUUGAAGUUAUUCGUGAAAGAGAAACAAAUGGCCGACUAAUGCUUGAGAAUAUGGUAUUUUGCUAUCAAAAUAGCAGAAUAAAUGAACCCACAGUUCUUCAUGUGAGUCGAACACUUUCAAUUUUCAGCCAAAACCUCAUAAACGCUUUAAAAUCUUAA
This is a messenger RNA of Trichomonas vaginalis G3, 1713 nucleotides long. Its product is annotated as ribonuclease inhibitor domain-containing protein. The transcript has a single exon. The record is from RefSeq and is a predicted model, not a curated record. The coding region runs from base 1 to 1713 and encodes 570 amino acids. Lineage: Eukaryota; Parabasalia; Trichomonadida; Trichomonadidae.